Molecule: messenger RNA, 669 nt
Organism: Coffea eugenioides
Lineage: Eukaryota; Viridiplantae; Streptophyta; Magnoliopsida; Gentianales; Rubiaceae
Product: non-specific lipid-transfer protein A-like
Exons: 2
Coding region: 101-442 (113 amino acids)
Biological process (GO): lipid transport
Cellular component (GO): membrane
Molecular function (GO): lipid binding
Source: RefSeq, a predicted model, not a curated record
UCUCAAUUCCUAGCAAGAAGCGAGCAGUGUUUGUUAGUAACCCCUCUCACUCGAGUAUAUUCCGCGCAAAUCGUAUACUACUAGUUGAUCCGGCGAAAACAUGAUGAAGGUGGUUGCAGUGGUAAGUCUUGUUCUGGUGCUAGUCUUGGUGGCAAGGCCAGGUGAAGCAAUCACCUGUGAACAAGUUACCCAUGAACUUGAGCCUUGCGUGCCGUAUCUCACCCAAGGAGGCACUCCAUCAAGUUCAUGCUGUAGUGGAGUGAAAAACUUGGGGAGCAUCCCUACCCAACAAGAUAGGCGAACUGCAUGCAACUGCGUCAAGUCUGCCGCCGGCCACUUCCCAAAUCUGAAGCCGGAUGCUGCCACAAGCCUUCCUGGACGCUGUGGUGUCUCCUUGCCUUUCCCCAUCUCUUCUAGUACUAACUGCAACAGCAUUCCUUGAGAUGGAUACUGCGAGAGAUAUGAUGGAUCAUAAAUAAUUGGAAGGAUGCUUGGGCUGGAGUCAUCACCGUAGCAUACGUUUAGACCUUACUGAUUACCACUGCGGUUAUGUGAAAGUUCCAAGUAUACCAUCCACUCAUAGAUUUGCUAGAUCAACUCAUGUUGUGCUUAUUUUGGGUUUUGUUCCCUUCAAUAAAACAUACUAUUUGAGAGAAAUAUUAUUGUCUC